This is a messenger RNA of Pocillopora meandrina, 4431 nucleotides long. The record is from the annotation of a GenBank genome assembly. NCBI's taxonomy places the organism in Eukaryota, Metazoa, Cnidaria, Anthozoa, Scleractinia, Pocilloporidae.
GGUGCUUUAAAUGGGUGUAAUUUAUUUGGGGCUGUAUAGAAGGGGAGAGGGUCUCAUAAGCAGAAGUUUGCAUUAUUCAUGGUGUUGAAGAUUUCCAUUCAAGGGACAGAACCUUGUGUGGCUUGGCGUUACCUUUUUAACCUUGGGCCUAGAGUCUCUUCGGUUUUACUAAUGGUUUUCCAGAGAUCCGGUCUCGUUAAGUUUUAGGUAUCGCUGGCUCAGCUUGACAAGCAAUCCAAGAUGGCCGUUACUUUUCUCCGACAACGUGUGUUAAGCAAUCAACAAAUUUGCUGCACCUGGCGGUUUGUUUGCCGUCAACUCUGCGCUGUAGCCGUACAACAACAACAUAAAGAAACUCGUCAGACGGGAGUUCCAUUGAUAGUCCCAAAACAUGUGAUCGCCAAAGCUUUCAUCGUGCAUCCUUCGACAACAAGUGUGUUUGAAGCCAGCUCAAAAUAUCAGUGGCUUACUAAAACCAAGUUGUUCGAGGGACUACCUGCUCCCUUUUCAAACGUAGAAAAUUUCCUGGAUGAUAAAGAAUAUGAACAUCUGAGAGAAAAAUUUAAGGAGUCCAUCCUACAAAAUCAUGCUUUCCGCAAAGAAGGAAUUAGUGCUAGCCACAGGUUUAGACGAAGAGGAGAGGAAAUGACCAUGGGGUUUUUGCAAGAUUUGCUUAGGUUUGGAUGGUCGUUAUCUGAUCGACAUCGUCAUUUGGAUGAUUGUUUUCUUGAUUUGAAGCCCAAGAUGAGGAUCCACUGGGCCAGACAUCAUAACUUUUACCAGUUGGAUCAAGAGCCGGCAUUUGUUAUUCGAACAAAACAACCAUCCCAACUUCUAGAGCCAAGUAAGUGAAACAACUUAACUCUUUGAUUGGAACAUUGACAGUAUAAAUCAACUCAGUUGCUGUAGUUCUGAUGAGAAAUUUCUUAUUACACCUUAUUAGUGGAGUAUGAGGUCUGUGUUUGAAAUACUUGUCUAAGUAGGUAAUCAAUAUGAAAAACGGAAAAAUCACAAUACAACCAAACUCAAUUAAGUGUGUUCAAACAGCAAAAACAAGUUUUCUGUUCUCCAAGUGUGGUUUGGUUUUGUUCAAUGGUCAAGCAGUGAACAUAAGAUAUUUACAAAGUGCUUUCACAUGGUUUGUAUCCCAAGAAGUACCACACAGUUUUAACAAGGCUUUUGUGAUCUGAGAAUACUAUGUCACGAUAUUAAUUUUAUUGGGCUUAAUUUUAAUGGCCCAACUAUAUUUUUAUUCAGUUGUGGAGCUGUUGUGUAGUGUAUUCUCUUGUUACUUUACACUGUUUCCUAUUGUUACAUUUCUUAAUGGAAACCAUGGUUUCAGAAAACUUAAAUCUUUUUAUGGCCUUCUAAAGGUGGAGAUCUUUUCACUGACAUUUUCUGCCAAAUGGUAUAGGCAGGUUGAGUGGCCCAUUAUAGUGAACUGUAGACCUAAUCGUAGGUGAAGGAAAGCACUGGUAUCAAGCCCAUGACGCCUUUUGGCUAUAAUCACUAUAGGAAAGAUAGACUGAGAUAACUUUGAAAAGAAGUUGGAGAGCAGAAUUCUAAGGCAGUUCUGCCUCUAACCCUGUUUCAUAGCAGAAUCCUGCAGGACCCCCAUUCCCAAACUUUGCUUGCUGUAGACCCUUUUAAGUAUGGACCAUCCAAUAGUAGAGAGAGACAGUCUACCUGAUACAGAAGGUGGUGUCAAGAGUUAGUAUCAUUGGCCGUGUUAGAAGUUUCAUCACAAAAGGGGCAGCAACACUUGUUCACAACACUUUAAUUCUUCCAUUAUAUGAUUACUGUGACAUUGCCUGGAGUAACCUUGUACAGCGAAAUAUAGAUCGGCUACGGCACCCACAGAAUAGAUCUGCAUGGACCAUCACGCAUUGCUCUCACUCAUCUGAGGCAAUAAAGCAGCUGCACUGGCCGACUCUUUCCAGUAGAUGCUCUUACCACAUUAGGCUAAAUUCAUUUUUCUCUGUCUUCACUCAUUAGUCCCUAGUUAUUUUUCAUUAUAUUUUACUAGAUUUUUGAACAUUCACAAUUAUUCCACGAGGCAAAGUAUGAGGCUAUACCUACCAAACAUGAAACAGAAUUUUGGGAAAAGGACCUUUCUUUUAAGUGGUGCAAAAAUUUUUAACAAACUCCCUGUAAACAUUUUUAAGAGUGAAAACCUUCAGAUGUUCUGCCACCAAGCAAGACAUUUCUUUUUAUCAUGAAUUUGAUGUUUUAUUAUAUUUUAGGCUUUAAAAGUGAUUUUGCAUUGUACUUUUUAGGCUCUUAAUGUAGUUCGCAAAUUCUAUUGUUGUAUUUGUAUUAGGCUCUUUGAAUGUGAUAGUUUAUGAAAAUUAUUGAUGUAAAUUGAUUUUCAAAGGUACAGGGUCCCUAUGGAGACCAGUCUUGGAGCUGAAUAGGCUACCCUGUGUAAAUUAAGUUUUAACUACCACUAUAGACACAAGUUUACACUAAGGCAUACAUCAUUUAAGAGAGAGUAAUCCAACCUUUUUACUCAAUAACAUUACAACCUUGGAAGCAGCAGUUCACCAGUGAUAAUCCAAGCUCGGUAUGUGUAGGGGUUAUGAGGUCUUAUUUGAUAGUUAUCGUUUAUCAAGCUAGGCAAAUAUGAUUUCCAGCAUUCUGGGUAUGGAGUUUCAUAUUUACUGUAAAAAUACACCCAUACUUUGCCAAAACUAAUCUAACUCGUUUAUGUUUUCUUUACCCACAGAUGUAGAAAAAACAUCCUUGGAAACAAUCCCUGGUCCAUUUGAUAACUACAGCAUCAAUGUCUUCCGCCAUCCCAUCUUACAUCUACAGAACAAACCAGGCUUUCAGAACAGUGCAUUUUACAAAUACCCCUACAAUCAUGCAAUGUUUCUGACAAACAUAAACAAACUGACAUAUGAUCAGCAGCAAGCUUAUGGAAUCAUGAGCAUGUUUGGUUCUCUGGUUGCCCUGGCAAUGGAUUAUGGUGUUCAGAUGGGUCAACACUUGCAGAAGCCACUUGUUACUAAGUGUGUUAUCACAGAUGGAAUCCAGUGCACUUUGAUGUGCUAUCAACUGAACACACUCUCAUUUCAGGAAGACUUUGGAAUCAAGAAUUGUGCAUGGGUUUCACACAGCAUGAAUCUUUUUGAGGUAACAAAUGCUAAACACAAACCACUUUUAUUUGAGACUUUGGAUGUGGACAACAAAGUGUGUGGUUUUAAUGAUGAAUGUUUCAAAACUGUUUUAGCUUUCCUUUGCAAGGAAACUGAGUCAUGAACCAUUUUAGAACCUUCUAGUUGUUCCUAUAUUGUCUACAGAUAUUUUAAAAUUUAUUUCACCUUCUGGAUGAACAUCCAAUCACAUGUCAAGGUGGGCAACACUAGCCACUAUAAUGUAAUUCAAGUUUGUAUAUUAGUUUUACAAUUGUAUAACAAUAAUUAUCUUCAAGUACUGUAGUUAUUCAAUAAGAACUUACUAAAAAUUGCUAUUUUAAAAGAGCAAAGAACAAACUUUAAAUGCAAUGCAUCUUGAAAACUGUCAGGAGGGCUGUUAAAUGGUUAAAACUGUUUUACACUCAGUUGGGGAUUUAUAUGUCAAGUCACUGAUUAUUUGUCUUCCUGUGUUAUAUGUUGAUUGUAAAAUUUAAGGUGUUUUUCAUCAAAAUUUCUGCUAGAUGGAGGUUAUUUCAGUCUUUGAAUACAAAAAGAGGUUUGAAUCACUCUUCUGCCAUAUACUUUAUCCUUAAACCCAAUGAUAGGUAAAUAUGCAGCUCUACAUAGAUCAGAUGCAGCAGCUAAUGACAUGUACCCGUUAAUGAGCUUUGCAGCAGAAUUUUCAAACCUUUCACUUGGCAUACAGUAGAUAAAUGAAUUUAAGGUGGCAUUUAAGUAGCAUUCAAUUUUAAUCUAGGGUUGUAUUCUUGGAUACAACUAAUCAUUUUGUUGAACCACUGUGUAAACAGAUAUCACCGUUAAUACAAACAGAUUUCUCAGAAUUCCAAUAAUCAAAACGAGCCCAUCCAAUGUGAUAAGUGGUAUAGCAAUCAUCAAAGACAGUCUUCGGAACAUGUGAUUUGAUGUACUCACAUCUGUUCCGUUUGGAUACAUCCUUCCACGUAGACUCGUGGGUGAAUUCUAUAAAGAGAAAGCAUUGUGUGAAGUGAGGAUAUGAUUCUGGGAAGCAAACUGAUUGUGAUGAGUCCUCCAGGCCUCACGAGAGGGACAAUCACGAUCUAUUAUACGAUUGGAAAUCUUCUCUUUUUAAUAAAUUUAAGAAGAACUUUUUUGACGUUUGCAAAUGAGAAUGUGUUGGGUGCUAUUUUUAUUCUUGGUACGAAAUAACAUAGUUUGUUAUUGCCGGCGACUUAAACGGACUGACAGCAUGAGCCCUGAUCAAUAGCAUUACCUGUUUAAUCGGAACUCAAGUGUAGCAUCAAAUAUGGCCUAC